Molecule: messenger RNA, 998 nt
Organism: Pipra filicauda (Wire-tailed manakin)
Lineage: Eukaryota; Metazoa; Chordata; Aves; Passeriformes; Pipridae
Product: tetraspanin-7-like
Exons: 1
Coding region: 276-992 (238 amino acids)
Cellular component (GO): membrane
Source: RefSeq, a predicted model, not a curated record
AGGCGCGACUCGCACCGGCUGCCGCGGGGGAGCUGCACCGGGCCCGCACCCACGGCUGCCCGGGGAACUGCCGGGACCCGCACGCACCUCGAACACCGCCGAGGCUCCCGCUGCUCUGUGCAGCUCGGCGGCACCGACUGCACCGGCAGCACCGGCGGCACCGACGGCCGCGGGACACCCGCACUACCCAGCGGUACCGACGGCACCGACAGCCGACGUUCCCCCGCACCGUGACCGCCACCGCCCGCCCGCCGGCACCAGGGCCCAAGGGCACCAUGACCCUGCUCAAGCUGUCCCUCAUGGCCUUCAGCUUCGUCUUCUGGGCAGCGGGGCUGACCAUGCUCAUCAUCGGCCUCUGGGCCAAGGUGUCUCUGGGCAGCUACCUGGCGCUGUCGGCCAGCGACUAUCCCAGCGCCCCCGCCAUCCUCUUAGCCACCGGCGCCGCCGUCAUCAUCUGGGGCUUCCUGGGAUGCUUCGGCGCCGCCACGGAGCACCGGGGGCUCCUGCGCGCCUACAGCGCGUUCCUGACGGUCGUGCUGGCGGCCGGGCUGGCGGCCGGGCUCUCCGCGCUACUGUACCGCCAGACCCUGGCGCACGGCUUCCAGGAGGGGCUGCGCCAGGCACUGCUGGCAUACGGGGAGGACGAGCGGGUGGCGGACGCCCUGGACGCGCUGCAGCGCGCCUUGUCCUGCUGCGGGGUGCAGAGCUACCGCGACUGGCUCGCCUCGCCCUGGGGGCUGGAGCAGAACGGGUCGGUGCCGCUCAGUUGCUGUCGGGCCCGCCGGGGCUGCCAGCGCAGCCCGCCCGACGCUCGAAGGCUGCACCGCGACGGCUGCUUCGCCAAGGUGUCGGCCUUCAUCGACAGCAACAUGUCUUAUGUUGCCACCGCUGCCCUGGGACUGGCACUGCUGCAGCUCAUCGGCAUUGUGCUGGCCUGCUUGCUGGCUGCCCGCGUCCCUGCUGGCCUGCUGGGCACCACCACCCCUCGCUGAAGUCCC